Molecule: messenger RNA, 1100 nt
Organism: Aspergillus vadensis CBS 113365
Lineage: Eukaryota; Fungi; Ascomycota; Eurotiomycetes; Eurotiales; Aspergillaceae
Product: dihydrofolate reductase
Exons: 1
Coding region: 100-897 (265 amino acids)
Biological process (GO): tetrahydrofolate biosynthetic process; glycine biosynthetic process; dihydrofolate metabolic process
Cellular component (GO): mitochondrion
Molecular function (GO): NADP binding; dihydrofolate reductase activity
Source: RefSeq, a predicted model, not a curated record
CGUCCCUCCCUCCCUCUCUCACUACCACCAACCAGCCUCAUACAACACAUACCUACCACCAUCACCACCACAAUUCUUCUCAAAAGAAUAACUACCAAAAUGCCUCCUACACCCCGCCCCCUAACCCUCAUCGUCGCAACCACCCCCAUCCCAACCCCCAACCCCACCACCGAGAGCAGCAGCAGCACCCCAAUCCGCCUCGGCAUCGGCCACUCCGGCACGCUCCCCUGGCCCCGAAUCAAAACCGACAUGUCAUUCUUCGCACGGGUGACCUCCCGGCCCCCAAGCCCAGGAACCACCAACGCGAUAAUAAUGGGUCGGAAGACGUACGAUUCCGUGCCGGCGCAUCUGCGUCCGCUGGCGAAGCGCAUUAGCACCAUCAUUACCCGCGAUGUGGAGGGGUUGAAACCGAGGGUGGCGAGGGAGGUUGAGGAACGGAAGGCCAAGAUGGCUGCGUCUGCGGCAGCAGCUGCUGGGGGUAAUGGUAAUGCUGCGCAGCAGCAGCAGCAGCAGCAGCCCGCUACGGACGCAAUCGUGUGUGGGGGAUUGGAUGAGGCGCUGCAGGAGCUGGAGACGAGGUAUGGAGAAGGGAAACUUGGCAAGGUGUUUGUGAUUGGUGGGGCGGAGAUAUAUGGGGCUGUUUUGGCUGCGAAAGGAGGGCCGGUGAGGAUUGUGAUGACGAAUGUGGAGAAGAAGGGCUAUGCGGAGGGGGAUCUGGGGGAGGUGUUUGAGUGUGAUACGUUUUUUCCGGUGGAUGAGGAGUUGUUUGGCGAGAAGGAGGGGUGGAGGAGGGUUUCGCCGGAGGAGGUUACCGAGUGGGUUGGGGAGGAGGUUACCGGGAGGUGGAUUGAGGAGGGGGACGUUAGGGUGCAGAUGGUGGGGUAUGAACGGGUGUAAAUGGUAGAGUUGAGGGAGGGUAGAGGUAGAGGCUAUGUGCGCGGGCGUACAUGGGUGUCUAUCAUGGUGAAGUUGAUAUAGUUCUGGCAGAGUCUAUGUAUACGGCAGAUAUGUACAGUCUAGAUAACAACUAGCCGCCCUAAUAAUGCUGGUACAAAUCACAUGCUCUCGCUGAAAUAACAAGUCAAAAACCAAAAUCAGAG